CCGGAGGCCACGGUUUUCUGUAUUUGGCAAGAAAAAGACGUCUUCACCGUCCCCGGAGAUGGGGCACGCGCACACGCACGCACACUCACCAGGCUGCCCUCUCCGGUGGGGACCUUCUCCCUCAGAGGCUCCGGAGGGCUGAGCCGCCGUGGCCGCGUGGCCUGGGGACUUUCCCGCAGGUGGGCCGGGAACUGCUGCUACCUGAGCCGCCGGCAGGAGGGACUUUCCGGGCCUCGUCCUGUGGGAGGCUCCUCUCUGGGAAACUCCUUAAAUUAGCUGUCGAGUAGGUAAGCCUGGGCCACGGCACGACUUAAAAGGUACAAAAACAACCAGCCGUGCCGCCCCAGCCGCCGGCGCCCAGCGAUGCCAGACCUGUGUGCGUGUGCGCACGUGUGCGUGGUGCGUGCACGUGUGCAUGCAUGUGUAUGUGUGUGCUCACUCCACCUUUACACACCUGGCGCCCACCUGUCCUGGGGCUGCCCAGGCCCUGUCUGAGGCCCCCGGGACAGUCGGCUGGGCCGGCCGUCUUCUCUGUUCGGGGAGCUGGGGCGUGCCCUCGACCAGGGCUCCCGGAGCAGCCACACGCUCUAGCACGGGGGCCAGGGACACGCCUCGCACACAGGGACACAGCCACACGUGCUCCCAGGCUGCACCUGCUGCCCGGAGAGGGUGGGCCCUCUCGGCGGCACGGCUGGGUCUGGCCGGCCGGCCCGGGAGCAGGGCUGGGGCCUGGAUGAGGUGCUUCUGCCCCAGCCCCGUCGGGGCUCCCCAGCGGGUGUCAGCCAGGCUGUCCCCUGUGGCGUCCUUGGCGGGCAGGCGGCCACCUGCCAUGUCUUCACGUGGCCGGCCGGCCCUCUGUGGCUCCUGGGGUCUCUUGCAACAAGGCCGGUCGUGUGGGGCCAGGCCCUACCCUUACAGCCUCCUCUGACCUCACCUGCAAGUACAGCCACCCUGGGGGUCAGGGCUCCCGUGUGGACCUGGGGACACCCGCCUCUCACACCUCCGGGCCCAGACGCGGCUGCAGCCACACUGCUGGCCACUGCCCGCCCCGCUGGCCGAGGACUCCAGCCCUGGAGCCGGGAUCCCUCCCGCAGCCCUGGCUGAAGGAGGCCCUGACCAGGGCCUGUCUCCUGGCUGUGCCUCGGCUCCUGGUGUGCUCGGGGCACCUGUGAGGGUGAGGCCUGGCAUGCUGGGAGGGCUGGUGUGCAGGUGGGUGCAGACCAGACGGCGGGGACCGACCUGCCCUGGGGGGGCGGGAGACUGGGGUCCUCUGGCCAGGUCUGCACGGGCUGGGAGGGCUGAGCCUGAGGUAGUCGAGGGGUGUCCUCAGUCCCCUCUCCGCCUCCUCCCUGCCCCUCCCCCAGCCUUUAUAGCCACAUCCUGCGAGGAAAACACGCACACUCCUGCCCAGCUGCCGAGGCAGAGAUGUGUGAGGGCGCUCAGCGGCCCCGGGCACCUCCGACCGCCCUCCUGCUCCUGGGGCUCGCGCUGGGCGCCGCGGCCAAGCUCACCUGCCCUGGGAACACCUACCCUCGGGGCAGCAAGUGCUGCCAAGACUGCCCGCCAGGGUUCGGGAUGGAGAGCCGCUGCACCGACACCCAGGACACCAAGUGCAGCGAGUGCGAGACCGGCCACUACAACGAGGCCACCAACUACGAGCCCUGCAAGCCCUGCACGCAGUGCAACCAGCGAAGCGGGAGUGAGACCAGGCGGGCGUGCACCGCCACGAAAGACACCGUGUGCAGCUGCCGGCCCGGCACCCAGCCCCACGGGGGCUUCAAGCGAGGAGUCGACUGCGCCCCGUGCCCCCCCAGACACUUCUCCCCGGGCAACAAUGAGGCCUGCAAGCCCUGGACCAACUGCACCGCGGAGGGCAAGCACACCCUGCUCGCCGCCAGCAGCAGCUCUGACGCCGUCUGCGAGGACAGGACGCCCCCUGCCAGCCGGCCCGGGGCGACCCGGGGCGCCACGGCCCAGCCCUCCACCACCCAGCCCUCCACCCCUUGGACCCUGACCUCACAGCCCCCCACCAGCCCCCCCACAGAGCCCCCCAGGGGCCCCGAGCUGGCUGCUGUCCUGGGCCUGGCGCUGGGCCUGGGCCUGCUGGCCCCUGUGGCUGCCGCCCUGGUCCUGCUCCUGCACUACAGCGUCUGGAGGCCGCCCGCCGCCCCCAAGCCCCCCGGAGGCCACAGCUGCCGGAAGCCCAUCCAGGAGGAGCACUCGGACGCCCACUCCACGCUGGCCAAGCUCUGAGCACGUCCCUGGGGCAGCUGCGCCCUCCCAGGCCAGGUGGUGGGGUACCCCCAGGCGCAGGCCGCCCCCCAGGGUACACAUCACCCCGUCGCUGUCACCUCACCCCCGUCACCCCUGUGCCCGGCUC
Myotis daubentonii (Daubenton's bat) is the source of this 2380-nucleotide messenger RNA. RefSeq names its product TNF receptor superfamily member 4 (gene TNFRSF4). Gene Ontology annotation, cellular component: external side of plasma membrane. Lineage: Eukaryota; Metazoa; Chordata; Mammalia; Chiroptera; Vespertilionidae. Gene Ontology annotation, molecular function: protein binding; tumor necrosis factor receptor activity. The record is from RefSeq and is a predicted model, not a curated record. Gene Ontology annotation, biological process: inflammatory response.